Molecule: messenger RNA, 202 nt
Organism: Paraglomus occultum
Lineage: Eukaryota; Fungi; Glomeromycota; Glomeromycetes; Paraglomerales; Paraglomeraceae
Source: the annotation of a GenBank genome assembly
CUUUCAUCGUAAACGCAACAAGCCAACCGCUUACUACGACGGCAUACUUUGGUAAUGUUGUAAAUAUCACUGGCCUUCCAGUGUAUCAAACAUCUUGUCCAACCGGAGAGCUGAUUGCGCAAGUUUUAUCUCCGUCGGAUCUUCAAGUUUUCCUUGACCCGACUACAACCAAAUAUAACAUUACUAUAGAGUCUAUGUCAUG